Symbiodinium sp. CCMP2456 is the source of this 636-nucleotide messenger RNA. NCBI's taxonomy places the organism in Eukaryota, Dinophyceae, Suessiales, Symbiodiniaceae. The record is from the annotation of a GenBank genome assembly.
GCGUCCGUCUCGAGCAGCCUCACGUGGAUCGAGGACGCCAAGGCCACGGCAUUCGCCAACGAGCUGCGCAUGGCUCAGCCACUGACGGCUUCGAACUGUGCCGAUGAGAAUAUCACCGAUGUAGCGUCCGCACAAGCUGCCGGUAUCGAGAUCUUCCCGUUGAACAUCAGCUUGGUUCCGAAAGAAGCCAACCCAUGGCUCUUCGUUCGCAGGCAGCAACGAGAGGUCUGGCAGGCGGCCUUCAACGCGCCGCAGGAUGUGGUGGUGACCGGCUCGCCCGGCAUCGGCAAGUCCUUCUCCAUGUCCUUCUUGUUGCGUGCCCUCAUGAAAGCAAGUAAGACCUUUGUCUUCGAAGCACGCAGGUGGAACAGGGCGUACUUGUUCAAGCCUCACGCCGACGGCACUUACGAGGUCGGCAGCAUGACAAAGAAAGACUGGGAGCCGGGAGCGUGUGAUGAGCUGAAAGACCAUGCGAACUACUACGUCAUCGACCCCGGCGCGGCCGACAACGGAGGCAUCUGUCUUGUGGCGGCCAAGACUGUCGUCGCCCCCUCACCUGAUCCGCAGCACCUUGGAGAGUGGAAGAAGAUUCCCAACCUACAGUACUUGUACAUGGCCGCGUGCAGCUUGCAGGAG